UUAACUUUUGUUAUGAUGUUGACGACUGUAGGAAAUUGGACGGCGUAGUGUUGACAUCGAAAUUCAUUACUUGCUUAGCAGCGUUGAGGAGAGUGAGAUUCUGAGCAUCCAUUAUUUGCUGCAGUUUGCUGCUUGUAGUCGCCUACUAGUUCUACAAGGUCCUGUUGUAGCCAAAUGCAUUCGAACGUGGUUCCAUACACAAUCCGCAGUAUGGAAAUCAUACGACAAAAACUAUCCAAUUUGUCCGAUACUAUUCGAGAUGGGUUGCUGUUGUGCAAAGCUGUAGGCUACUACGCAUCAUUACUACUAUUUACUUUGGGUUUUACGCUGUGGUUUGAUUUUCGUCCCUUUGGCAUGAUUUGUGCUGCAUAUCUUGGAAUAUUUUGGUGCUGUCAUUGUGCCACCCUCCAGUUACAGAAAUCGGCGCGGCUUGAUCAAGAAAUUGCUAAACUAGAAGAAAAGCUUGCGAAUCUGCGCGCUAGCAGUCCCAUCAAGUUGUGCAUAUGGCUCACUUGUGUCGCAUUUACCAUCAUCGCUUCGUUCCACUUUCUUCCAUGGUGGUUUAUACUAGCAACUGUGUUGGCGGUAGCAUUUUUCAUCAAAUGGAAGUACGAGAUAAAAAUUGUAAUGAAUCAUGAAUCAGGUACAAACCAAGAAACUCAGCUGGAGCUGGAUGUAAAAGAUUUUCUACCGGAAAUAAAUGAAAUCAACCAAAGUUUGUUGAAAGAGGUUGACGAGCAGUGCGACGACGUUCUCGCUGGCACAAUCGGUGCUCCAGAUGGUAGAAAAGUAAAAAAUGCAGCCGAGCAGGACGAGGAGAUGUACUUAAACAUGCUGAUACCAGAAGCUACCAGCAACGAUUUCGAAUCGGCUGAACACAGUGGAUCAAGCAGUGAUGAAAUGUUUUGUCCAGAGAGGGUCGGCAAAAGUUCAUCGUUAGAAAGAAGUACCAAAACCAAGGUACCGGAUGUUGGAAGUACGGUACGCGAGAAACACAUUGAGUUUAAAGUAAGCCAUUUCAACGCCAAUAGUUCGUCCGAUUCCGAUGACAACAUAUCGCGUGGGCUAUGCUUCAGCAAUGACGACGAUAAUGCAGAUGGUGACACCAGGCAAAACGAUGCCCGCUAUGACAUUUUGAGUGCUAGUAGUUUGGCAGGGAAUGUUCUUGUAAAGAACGCCUACAAACACAUAGUAGACGCCGCUGCGUACCAACUACAUCAAACGAAACUACAGCAGGAAGGCGCAGUUUCAAGCUUUGAACCUCAAAAUCUUACACUUGCUUCCAUCGGCAACACUAUACGAUCGAUGCGGUUGUCCACUUUUGCGGUGCAAAAAAAUGACGAUUCAACCGACGAAGAUGUAGAUAGUGAUUUUGAAAUUUUGAAUUCAGAAGAGUUGAACAAUUUGUGAGCAGGCCUUUAGUGUCAAUAUUUGGAGCAUUAUCAGUCAUUAUUUCAGUUCCGUUUGGUGUUCUUUUGUCAGGCAGGAGUUGGUAACAUUUUUGAACACUAUUGAAACCUUAUAUUAUUAUAUUUCUCUUGUUUUAGAUUCUACAUGUGCUCAUGCGGUUUGUCAUAUAAUAAUUAUUUUUAACAACAUGCAAUCGAAUAUUGACUAGGGCAAUUGUUUGGGCAUAACGUAGCGAUCGUAAUUUCCUUAGGCAUAGUAAAAGUUAAUAACGAACAUAAGUGACGUAGCAAAGUUGUUUUAAAAACAAUUGUUCAUAAAAUUACGCAUAUAAGUAAUUGGAAGAGCAAACAAAAUGUGUCUUUGCGUUGGGAGCAUUGCGUCUAAGAAGCAAAUCAAGAAUUAUGUUAAAUAUUUA
Molecule: messenger RNA, 1825 nt
Organism: Anopheles coustani
Lineage: Eukaryota; Metazoa; Arthropoda; Insecta; Diptera; Culicidae
Exons: 4
Coding region: 175-1410 (411 amino acids)
Source: RefSeq, a predicted model, not a curated record